CAAGUGCUUAGAUCUGAAAUAUUGAGCCUAAAAAUCACCUAGGAUACUUCUUGUUUUUAUUUUGAAAUAAGUGAACGUAUUGUUGAAUUAGCCUAUUGAACAGGCAGCUGCUCUGGUGCUGUUGACGUGGAGCUGCCUUACCUUACCUACCAGGAAGUGAUUGACACACAGCCAGGAGGAGGAAACUGAAGCGGAGUUGCACACUUUGGAGAAAGGCUCAGGUCAAAGCAGCCUGUGAUGUUGAAAUGAAGAUUGAUGAAAAAGUUGUCAGUUAUUUUGAAUCUUGCAACUCACCAGUCGACAAAGAAGGGUACCUCUCCAAGAAGGGCGAGAUAAAGACUUCCUAUCAGAAGCGCUGGUUUGUGCUGAAGGGGAACCUCCUCUUCUACAAGGACAAGCCGGCGGACCGGGACGUGACAGGCGUGAUUGUUCUGGAGGGCUGCACCGUCCAGCUGUGCGAGUCCGAGGAGCAGUUUGCCUUCUCGCUGGUGUGGAGCGAGCCGGGCCUGCGGACGUACAAGUUUGCCGCCGAGGACCAGGCGAGUCUGGAGAGCUGGAUCAAAGCCCUGCUGUCAGCCAACCACAACUACCUGGCCCUGCUGGUGAUGGACAUGGAGAAGAAGUACAGAGAUGCAUUAGGCGAGUUCCCCGAUGAACCAGGCAAUCCCUUCACCACGCCAAAUUUCAACACAGCAGAAGCCUUUCAGGUCGCACAGUCUUCAGCGAUACCUUCGUUUCCAGCUGCAGGUGUAGCAGCGGGAGCCGGUCUGAGCUCCAAUCAGAUGCUCCAACCUCCGAUCCUUUCCUCCAAAUCAGCCAAUAAAAGAUCUCCAAAACUGUGGCCUAAGAGGAGCGCGAACGUGGUGCCUGUGAACACUCCUGCUCCAGUGUUAGGGGAGUGGUUAGGCGGCUGUUUAGGCACCAAGGAGGAAUUCACCCAAUUGCAUGAGGAUUUUGGAAAAGAGGUGAAGGAACUGAUUGCUGGUUGGUCAAGAAGGGGACAAGGUGAAGAAGCUGCUGGGGUCGAAAACUUAAUUGAUUUUGGAUAACGGGGGAGGGCAUACAGGGUCUAAACCUUAGUAUGUGUUGUUAAUGUGUGUUUGCAUUCCAAAGCUUUUAUGUAAAUAGGUUUUACAGCUACAACAGUAAUUGUUAGGAUAUAAUUGUAUAUAUUUUUUGUUGUUGAAGGGUUUCUUUUUUUACUUAUUUUAUCAUAGAGUCAAUAAAUGAUUUCAUGCUA
Messenger RNA from Eleginops maclovinus (Patagonian blennie), 1240 nucleotides. Its product is annotated as sesquipedalian-1-like. The record is from RefSeq and is a predicted model, not a curated record. Lineage: Eukaryota; Metazoa; Chordata; Actinopteri; Perciformes; Eleginopidae. Gene Ontology annotation, cellular component: early endosome; trans-Golgi network; recycling endosome. Gene Ontology annotation, biological process: receptor recycling; endosome organization; retrograde transport, endosome to Golgi. The coding region runs from base 246 to 1049 and encodes 267 amino acids. The transcript has 4 exons.